Messenger RNA from Mya arenaria, 5567 nucleotides. Its product is annotated as ubiquitin thioesterase zranb1-like. The transcript has 9 exons. The record is from RefSeq and is a predicted model, not a curated record. Bases 265 to 2754 code for a protein of 829 amino acids. NCBI's taxonomy places the organism in Eukaryota, Metazoa, Mollusca, Bivalvia, Myida, Myidae. Gene Ontology annotation, molecular function: K63-linked polyubiquitin modification-dependent protein binding; cysteine-type deubiquitinase activity. Gene Ontology annotation, cellular component: nucleus; cytoplasm. Gene Ontology annotation, biological process: protein deubiquitination involved in ubiquitin-dependent protein catabolic process.
AGAGGUCAGAAUCCUGAAGCGAAUCUUUAUCCAAUAAAAUGAGUCAUUUUAACGUCGUAAACGAAUUCGCAAAAGAACCAAGUACUUCUAAAAGAGUGCAAUUAAAUCUCUAGAACGUUAUUGUGUAGAAGAUAGUGUUAAAUUUGUGAAAAAUGAGGUGAUAUUGACAAAUAAUUCGAGUAGCAGGUGGCACAGUAUAUACUGUAUGCAUGACAGUGGUUAAAUGACCUAGUUUUCCAAGGAAGCAUUUGAUCAGCAACCAUCAUGUCAGAAGAAGUAAAAUGGGACUGUCUCACAUGCACGUACCGCAACUUCCUUGCAUCAAGGAAGUGUGUGAUGUGUGGGGCCGUGAGACCUAGCAUUGUUAGUCAAGACCUGGAUAAUGCUGAACAAGACAUAUACAAAGUCGCUGAGCUUGAUGCUACCAGAAAUAAUCAAAGUGCUGCAAGUUCAGCAUUGAUUAAGUCUUCUAGUUCUGCUGAUCAUCAGUGGAGUUGUAAACAUUGCACGUUUAUCAACAAGGCUUGGGUGAAAAAAUGUGCUGAAUGCAAAAUGCAUAAGGCUUUUCCAACUGUUCCACACAGUGAUGAAAUUGUAGAUAAACAAGGUGGUUUGUUUGAUAAGUCAUCGAAAUCUGCUGUUGUAAAAAAGCCUUUAAAAUUAUCAAGUGCAGUGGCCUGUGGUCUGCCAAACAUAUUUAAAUGGGCUUGCCAAAUGUGUACAUUUGAAAAUCAGCCCAAAGCCUCACAUUGUAAUAUGUGUAAAACCCCUAAAGACAAACAUCAUUCAAAACAGUCUGGAUGCCAGAUAAUAUGCCCCACAAGUAGUGGGAACAUAUCCAGUAAUUUACAGUUGGAAAUAGAUGUUAACACGAAAAAUCAGGAGAAUAAACGCUCUGAUGAGAAUUCCCCACACAGUGUAACUAGUAAUCAAAGUCAACAAAACUCUCCGAAUCAACCCAAGAAAUCAGAUAACAACAGAUUUAGCCCAGGGUCAAAGCAGAGUUCCAAUGAAAACUCGCCAAAGCAAUCACCAGUGGGACAAAGUUCACCCCAAAGUAACAGGUCUUCACCAACAAAUAACACAAACAUCAACCAAGAUUCCAUUAUUCCAUACAACAGUGGCUCAGGUCAGAGAUCCCCAAAUCAAGCCUCGCCAAAGAACAACAGAUCAGGACAUUCAUCACCUCAGGAGCAAUUAUCAGGUCAAAUCUCACCAAUAAAUAAUAAGAGAGGUUCACCAUUGGUAGCAAGGGCUUCAAAGAGUAAUAGAAACUUGAAUCAAGCUCGCGUUCGGGGUGAUCAUACUUUACUUAUACAAGACAGUGCUGGCGCAAUAGGUGGCUAUCGAGUUGAGGAAGAUAAACGAGAAAAAAAAUUGCAAAAAUUACGUAAACGACUCACAACAGAAGACAUUCUUUGGUUGAAUGCCUGUGAGUGUGUCGUUACAGGUGAUCUAGCAGGAAUUGAACAUUAUUUAACCUCAGGGGGGGAUCCAACGAGGCAACUUACGAAAGAUGAAGGUUUACUACUUGAUCGCCCAAGUGCUUUUGAAGUGGGUUACACAUUGGUUCAUCUUGCCCUACGGUUUCGGAGGGACGAUAUGGUUGCUGUAUUACUGGCAGCUACUGAUAUAGCCUCUAAGGGGUUUAAGCGUUUGCCUUCCUAUGUUUGUCCUGAUCUCUCUGCCGAUAUAAGACGAGAAAUAUCAAUGAUGAUGCAGCAGAAAAAGAAAGGAACCUUCCCAUGCUUCUUCCUCACUGAGUUUUCAACAUUUACCUUGCCAGCAGAUAUAGAAGACCUUCCCAGACAAAUACAGAGCCAGCUGUUUGAUGAAAUUCUUGACAAUGAUGUGGAAAAAGAACUCACAGAUGAAUUAGUUAUCAACUGGAGCGUUGAGAUAACAGAGAAAUAUGGGAGUCGUCUGUAUGCCCUGUGGAACCGAACAGCAGGGGAUUGUCUUCUAGACUCUGUAUUACAGGCUACCUGGGGGAUCCUGGAUAUUGACAACACCCUGAGGAGGGCACUGGCUGAUUCUCUACUAGAGGGCGCAAAUAGUUUCUACCCACAAUGGAAGGAGUACGAAUCGAGACAAGCGGACCUACUAAACUUUUCCCUUGAUGAGAGCCAGUGGCAGAGGGAUUGGACCGUGCUACUGAGUCUUGCCAGUCAACCAGGAGCCAGUUUGGAGAAGCUGCACAUAUUUGCACUGGCCCACAUUUUGCGCCGUCCCAUCAUCGUGUAUGGCGUGAAGGUUGUGAAGAGCUUCAGGGGAGAGAGUAUCGACUUUGCCCGCUUUCAAGGUGUAUACCUUCCAUUCCUGUGGGAGCGCAGCUUUUGCUCCAAGGUGCCCAUCGCCCUUGGUUACACCCGAGGUCACUUCUCCGCCCUGGUUCCCAUGGAAAUGGAUACCGAUGUGCCAUUAGGUGCUGGUGCCCACAUUGACAAUGCGGUGGAUGAGCAGCUGUUCUAUCUGCCACUGAUGGACCAUGAAGGGGCCUUUCUGCCUGUACACUUUGUCUGCACUGCAGAGUCCAGCCAAGAGGAAAUGCUAUUCCGUCGCUGGUUUGACUGCUACGUGACCCCAGACGGCCAUUUUGUUGCCAUGCAGAAAGUAGGACAGAGUCCCGUCCUUGUUAAACAGAUGCUUGAAAUGUGGGUCGAUCACUAUCGGCAACAGGCUGUGCCGGGGAAUGAGAACACCAUUAUUGCACAAGGCUACUCGACUGACGGGGAGAGUGACCAGGAUGAGUGAAAAACUAUUUGAAUGGUUUAAAUUCAGUCAGACUCCACACAAAACUGGAAGUGCCUCAGAUCUGAGGCUGGUAAAUCUCUUGCCGGCUGAUAAAAAAUAUAUUGUGUGCUAUAGACCCAACAAGCUUUUAUUGUGUUGGCACUGUGCUCUACAUAAAUGGUUCCCAGGGAUUGAGACCUUGAGAUUUUCCAUCAGACAUAUGAAUUUAGUUAUUCUGUAGGUGCAAUUGUGUUUUGGUUUAAAAAUCAAGAAGUACUGAGUGUUUUUACUGCCCUAAUCUUAAACUUGUGCUCUAGUUUUCUGAUAUCAUUCUUAAUUUAAAAUAGUUUUGUCUUAUUUUUCAAAUCAUUUAUUUAAAUUUUAGUUUUUACCAGUUCUUGUGUCUUGUUUACUAAAUGUGUUGAAACCAACUUAAUUCCAAUAUCUAGUUUUAAAAGCAGACCUGAUAAAACGCAAAAUUAAAUUCUGAAAUAUGUUUAAGCAGGUAAAUUAACCAUUCACUAGUCCUAUUGCAUUGUGCUCAUUUUGAUUUCUAGGCUCUUUUAAUGCCAUUCUUUUAUCAUCAGAAAUGGUGUGGUGUGCACAUUCUUAGUCUUGUUCACAUGUUGUGGGUUACAAAGAAUUAAGGCACAGCUUAGGAUGAACACAAACUGUUCAAUUGUUGUGGGUAACAAAGAAUAAAGACACAGCUUAGAUUGAAAACAAACUGUUCAUUUGUGGGUUACAAAGAAAUAAGACAUAGCUUAGAAUGAACACCUACUGUUCACUUGUGGGUUACAAAGAAUUAAGACAUAGCUUAGAAUGAACACAGGUUACAAAGAAUUUAAACACAGCUUAGAAUGAACAUAAACUGCCCUAACCCAUGUAAAGUUUAUAAAUUAUGAAUAAUUGGACAUAUGAUGUAUAUGUUUGUUCAUGUAUUAUCCAAUGUAAGGCCCUAUAUUCUUUAGUUGCUUUGCAAGCUUAUUGCUAGCAGUGCUUCAUGGAAUUUGCAUACGUUUGCUCCUGCAUCAUAAUCUAUCAUAAUCAUAUGAAAAGAUAGGAUCAAUCCUUUAAUUUUAAUAAUAUUUCAUCCAGGGCUUCUUAUAAGAAAUUGAAGCUUGAACUUCCUGGGCAUCAUUGUUGGAAGUUUUGUCUCCCAAGCAUGGAAAUUUGUCUAACAACUUCUCCACUUGUGUAUAGCAAUCCGACCAAUAUUGUAAUGAUAGGCCAAAAACACAACAGAGUCCACAAACAAUUAAUUUCAAAGCUUGUUGAAAAUGUGGUUUUUAAUAUAACAUCAACACCAGAUUAUCGUGCUAUGAACGUUUAAUUUUUCUACUUUGGAAGUUUCAUGUGAAAUGUUGGAAGUUUCAUGUGAAAUGUUGGAAGUUUCAUGUGAAAUGUUGGAAGUUUUUGCACUUCAAAGGACUCAGUAUUGGAAGUUUUAGCCUAUUUCUAAGGACUUAAAUACUUUCAAACUUCUUAUAAUGGAAGCUCUGUUUAACACAAUCAAAAUAUUAGUAGAAUAUUCUGAAAGUGAGAAUAUAUUGAUACAGAAAGUUUAUCGCCAACAUAUGUUUGUAUAAAAUGGUAGCCUAUAAUUGUAACGCCUGUAUCAUUGGUUAAAUGACAUGGCGCUAAUCCAAUCAGAGUGCAAUAUCAAAAUACCCCCUUGCGUUUUAUUAAAUAUGAAAGUCUUGUUUUCUCUAUAUAAAAGACUGAACAAAUGUGAAUAUUUAGUUUGAGUAUUUCAGAUAAAUUCAGGAUCAUUGUUUAUUUCAUUGUAAGAUGGCAAUAUAUUUCAACGAGUAAUCUCUAAUAUGUAGGAGGUACAUGUAUGUUCUAUUCGAUUUGUUUGUUUAAUACAGAUUUUCCAUAUUAUAGUUGAUUUCUCAUUUUACUUGCACUAUUUUUUUAACAUACUAAGGUCAGGCAGUUAAACAAUGUUAGUAGAUAAUUGAAAUUCUCUUUUGAGGGUUUCAAUCCAGUAAAAUGAGUGUUAGAUGGGAUAUCAAAAUGACAUAAAAGCAUUGACUUUUAAUUAUUACAUUAUUUUUUUAAAUCAAAGUAGUACUGUCAAGUUCACUAGCAAACACUCGCACAAGAUGUUCCUUUUAUGUCAAAAUAUUUUUCAGUUUUUCAGAUGUUGUCAUGUAAAUACUUGUAUUUAUUAUUAAGGCAACUAGGCAUUAUUUACUGAUUUAGUUGUUUGUGCAAUACAUUUCUUUUUGCUUAAAUUAUUCUGAACAAUGAAAACAUGGUUAGUAUGUAUGUAAAAAAAAACACUAUUAACACAAAUUUAUGGAAAGUUUUAGGAAUGGUAUGUUUAGUACACAUAACUUUUAUUGAUUUGAAUAAUUUUGAUAAGAAAUAGUCUGUUUUGAUCACAAUCUUAUGGUGUAAUUGAGAUAACAUUCUAAGUUUAUUAAAAUCAAAUAAAAAAAUUAAGAGCUUUCUUGUAUAUUUGAAAUAAUUAAAAGUUGUUCUUGUUAAAACUGAAUAAUAAAUAAAUGUUAUAAUAUGAAGAUGAAGCUUUAUCAUAAAGAAAUAGAGCUUGUUUGUUUGUAAGAUUUUAUAUAAUCCUACUGUCUCCAAUAUAGCAGGCAGAUAUGUACAAGUUUGCUAUCACAAAAUAGUUAUAAUAUUUAAAUUGUUUCCCAUAAUAUGUAUAAGAAAGUUUGCUGUUGUUUGUAUAUCACUGGAUUGUUUUAAUUAAUUAUAUAUGAUAGAUGUUUGUACUUUGCAGUUAACCUGGCUACCUUUAUCAGUAUUGAUAACAAAAAAUGUUGUUCACUCUAUCAUAUGUUUGUUAGUGAUGAAAUAAAAUUGUA